This is a messenger RNA of Dalotia coriaria, 666 nucleotides long. RefSeq lists its product as uncharacterized. The transcript has 7 exons. The record is from RefSeq and is a predicted model, not a curated record. Lineage: Eukaryota; Metazoa; Arthropoda; Insecta; Coleoptera; Staphylinidae. Bases 1 to 369 code for a protein of 122 amino acids.
AUGCAUCGCGCGACGCCGCCGCCGCCGCCGCCGGCCACGACGCCGGCCUCGAGGACACGACGCGAUAACGUAGCGGCACGUAGUCACGGCCGUCAGUCGGCUUCAGCACUCCACAAGGAUCGCCACGGCUUUCGAAAAAGUCUAACAAACGUGUGCCUCUGCUUCAAUCAAAUAGAAAUCAAGAAAAGUAAAUCAAGUGUCCACCAUUUUGUCAGCGUGUAUAUUGGUGCUUCAAUCGUUUCAACUGCGUCCGCGUCGACUACUACCGAUACACUUCCAUACCUGUUGCAACAAAGAUUACGCCCCGACUGGAAUAUGAGAUACGUCUUUAAUUCUUUGAGAGUGGGGUUGAAACACGCGACAAAUUAAGGAGAGAUUAUUCAAAGCGGAAGUCUUUGUCAUUGUCGGCGGUGGAUGUGGAGGUGGAAGGGUUUUACAAUUGGAUGAUGGCGGUCGGCGCGCAUGGUGAAAAGCGACUUGACGAAGGAUGCCACCCGAGAAUUUAAUAUAAGAUGAACCAACACACCGGGCGAUUAAUAAUUAAUAAUUUAAUUAUUGCUGAUGGAUGGAUGGAGUGUAACGUGAGGAGAAAUAUUUUGCUGGCAAUUCAAGAUCAAAGAAACGGAUUUCCAGAUUGGACAUUCCGGGGCGGCAAAAAUGUCAGGG